UCAAUGUCGGAACAGCUGACGUGCGUAAAUUUUUCUCAGUUAUCGCCGGCAAUUAGAAAAUAUACAAAUUUUAAUUGUUUUGAAUGAAAUAUUUGCAAUAAAUGUAUUCCCAACGCGGAUUAAUAACGCUUUUAACACAAUGCAGCCUCCGAAGUACAAAGCGAUGGACACAUAACGAAGUGCGUGUGCGUUUCGCGCCUAGUCCAACAGGUCACCUGCACUUGGGAGGACUUCGCACAGCAUUGUACAAUUAUUUAUAUGCACGUAAUAAAAACGGAAAAUUUUUGCUACGAAUAGAAGAUACAGAUCAAACGAGACUGGUGCCAGGUGCUACUGAAAGUUUGAUUGAAGAUUUAUUAUGGGCAGGCUUGCACAUCGACGAAGGGCCUGGAUUUGGUGGGGAACGCGGUCCAUAUGUGCAAAGCCAACGCAUGACAUAUUAUCACGACGCUGUUCAGGCAUUGCUAGAAAAUGAUACGGCUUACCGCUGCUUUUGCACCGAACGACGUUUGGAUCUGCUACGUAAGGAAGCACUUCGUACACGCCAAAUACCACGAUACGAUAACAAAUGUCGCUACCUAACACCCCAACAAGUAGCCGUUUUAUUGGCCAAAAACACUCCAUAUUGCAUACGAUUUAAACUAACGUCUCAUGAGGAACCAUUGCAAGACUUAAUUUACGGUCCAGUAUCGCAUAACGUUAGUGAAAGCGAAGGCGAUCCCGUUAUUAUAAAAACCGACAACUUUCCAACAUAUCACUUUGCGAACGUAGUGGACGACCAUUUAAUGGGCAUAACACAUGUAUUUCGCGGAGUUGAAUGGCAAAUAUCGACUACGAAGCAUUUAUUGCUCUAUAAAGCAUUCGGCUGGCAGCCACCAUUGUACGGCCAUCUUCCGCUUUUGGUCAACUCGGACGGCACAAAAUUGAGUAAACGCCAAGGAGAUAUUGGCAUUAGACAUUUCCGUGAAAAAGGAUAUUUCUCCGAAGCGCUCGUGAACUAUGUGGUCAGUGCUGGCGGUGGAUUCGAACAUACACCUGGACAAAAACAACUAAUUUAUUCAAUGGAGGAAUUAGCAGAAAAGUUUGACAUUAAGCGCGUUAAUUCGCACCCCAGCCGUUUAAAUCCUGAUCUGCUAAACGACUUCAACCGUUUGCACAUACUCAAAAUGCUGCAAACAAAAACUAGUACCGAACUUUUGGUGCAGCGCGUGCAGGUGUUGGUGCGGCACGCUUAUCCCAAUGAACGUAAUCUCGAUUUGGGUGAUCAACACAUUGAAAAUGUCCUAAAAUGGGCGGCUAUGCGUUUGACAUUCAUACAGGACUUGACUGCGUCAAAGCUAAGUUUCCUUUGGGUCCGGCCUGCAGACUUCAAAUUGAAACACAUAACGAGUGAUCAAAUGCAGUCGUUGAUAGACAGUUUAGUGGAUGUGGAAUUCACAAAGGAUAAUCUUAAUCAAAAACUAAAGGAAUUUGCUGAGGUAAAUCAUCUCAAAUUCGCUGUUUUCAUGAAGACACUCCGUUCAGCUUUAAGCGGUUUGAAGGAAGGUCCAGGUGUUGCAGAAAUGAUGGAUAUUCUUGGGAAGGACUCUGUAUUGCAGCGUCUUAAAAGCACUUUAAAUGUGCCAAGCACGGCAGAAGCGGCAAAAGCCGCCAAAGAAACAUAGCCCUUGUUAAUCUGUGAAUAAAAGUUAACUACUAUUUAAGAGAAACAAA
Molecule: messenger RNA, 1713 nt
Organism: Bactrocera neohumeralis
Lineage: Eukaryota; Metazoa; Arthropoda; Insecta; Diptera; Tephritidae
Gene: GluRS-m
Product: probable glutamate--tRNA ligase, mitochondrial
Exons: 7
Coding region: 102-1664 (520 amino acids)
Biological process (GO): glutamyl-tRNA aminoacylation
Molecular function (GO): zinc ion binding; glutamate-tRNA ligase activity; tRNA binding
Source: RefSeq, a predicted model, not a curated record